Messenger RNA from Spirometra erinaceieuropaei, 453 nucleotides. The record is from the annotation of a GenBank genome assembly. NCBI's taxonomy places the organism in Eukaryota, Metazoa, Platyhelminthes, Cestoda, Diphyllobothriidea, Diphyllobothriidae.
AUGCUCCCAUCUUCUCCCUUCUCCUUCUCCUUCUCCUCCUCCUCCUCCUCCUCCUCCUCCUCCUCCUUCACUGCUCCAUCGACGGCCGCUCAGGCGACUGGCACGUACACAACAGCCGACACCACCCGCGUUGCCUCCGACUCCAACGAUGAGGAUCAGGACUACAUCUGCCCUCACUGCGACCGCAUCUUCGCCUCACACAUUGGCCUGGUCGGUCAAUUGCGAAUCCAUCGCACAGAGACUGGCGAACCAAUGCCUGGAACACCAACCUACACCCACCGCAGCUGCCUCCACUGUCCACACUGCCCUCGCACCUUCACGCAUCGCAUGGGUUUAUUGGGCCACAUACGCAUCUACGAGAGUGGAAUUGACCGCCGUACCGACUUAUGUAUCACGCCAAACCCCACCCCCAACAUGAUCACCCUGCGCCCCCACAGCCCUUCCCACAACUAA